Molecule: messenger RNA, 382 nt
Organism: Oldenlandia corymbosa var. corymbosa
Lineage: Eukaryota; Viridiplantae; Streptophyta; Magnoliopsida; Gentianales; Rubiaceae
Source: the annotation of a GenBank genome assembly
AAACCCUUUCUCCAAAGUCGAAGCAGCAGGAGCCAUGGAACCCAAGUCAAACCCACGACCGAAAAGAAAAAAGAUCAAUCAGCGUCUGAAAAGUUUCCCAUCUUAUUCUUCUUCCUCUGAUCAUGAUCCUAAUCAUCAGGAAUCAGACCCAUCGUUGAUGCCCGAUUUGCCUGAAGAACUCAUCAUUGAAAUCCUUUCCAGAUUACCCACUGAAUCACUGGGGAGAUUCAAGUGUGUUUCGAAAUCAUGGCUUUCUUUGAUCUCAAGCCAAGAAUUCUUCAACGCCCAUUUCGAGAUUGCAUACAGAAUGGACGCUGAUUGCGAACACUACUUUUGUCUCCACUGUAUGUUCCUUCUCAAACAGCGCGCUGCCUUCCCUUAA